Molecule: messenger RNA, 3018 nt
Organism: Amphiprion ocellaris (clown anemonefish)
Lineage: Eukaryota; Metazoa; Chordata; Actinopteri; Pomacentridae
Gene: p3h1
Product: prolyl 3-hydroxylase 1
Exons: 15
Coding region: 100-2652 (850 amino acids)
Biological process (GO): collagen metabolic process
Cellular component (GO): endoplasmic reticulum
Molecular function (GO): L-ascorbic acid binding; procollagen-proline 3-dioxygenase activity; iron ion binding
Source: RefSeq, a predicted model, not a curated record
UGCCAGAGACAGCAGCGGUGACACCUCCUCUCUCUGCCGGCUCCUCGGCCUCAGCUCCUGGACUGCGUCCCUCUGCAGGGCCCGGACAUUUUCACCACCAUGGAGCUUCUUUACGCGCUGAUAUUCCUCGGCGUCGUUGCGCCUUUUUGCGCGUCGGACUCGAACCUGAGCAGCCACUCGGUUCUGGAGCCUUACGAUUUCCUUUUUGACACGGCGGUGGAAGCCUACUACAAGGGGGACUGGCUGACGGUCAUCCUGAACAUGGAGAAGGCGCUGAAGAACAAAGCUACGGUCCGCAAUGCGAAGGCUCAGUGCCGGAUCAGCUGCGCCAACCAGAGCGCUUUCGGAGAGCCAGUGGCCGGCCUCGGAGUUCCCAUCCCGGGGGCUGGCUCUGUGGAGGAUCUGGGCUUCUUCCAGAAAAUCCUGAAACGGGCGGAUUGUGUGAAGUCCUGCGAAACUGAGAAACUCGGUUCACCAACUUUGCAUCAAGUCAGUGAAGAAGUGGAGCUGGAGUUUAAGAAGAGGACUCCGUAUAAUUACCUGCAAGUGGCAUAUUUUAAGAUCAAUAAGCUGGACAAGGCAGUGGCAGCUGCCAACACGUUCUUCCAGGCCAACCCAGACCACAUGGAGAUGAGACAGAACCUGGAGUACUACAAGAUGAUGGCAGGAGUACAAGAAGAGGACUUCAAGGAUUUGGAGGCCCGACCACACAUGGCUGAGUUUCUGCUGGGGAAGAGCUACUACAGCGACGAGUCAUUCGGUCUGGCGGCUGAACACUUUGAGGUGGCCGUAGAGGAGUACUUCACUGCCAACAAGGAGUGCAGAGCUCUGUGUGAGGGCGCCUAUGACUACGACGGAUACAACUACAUGGAGUACAGUGCAGACCUGUUCCAGACUGUGACUGACCACUACAUGCAGGUUCUGAACUGUAAGCAGCACUGCUCCGUGGAACUGGCCUCAACCGCUGGCAGAGACAAGCCCUUUGAGGAUUUCUUGCCUUCGCACUUCAACUAUCUGCAGUUCUCCUACUACAACAGUGAGAAAUAUGAGCAGGCCAUAGAGUGCGCUAAGACCUACCUGAUGUUCCACCCCGAAGAUGAGGUGAUGAACCAGAACCUGAACUACUAUUCUGCCGUGCUGGGCGAAGACAAGGCAGGAACCAUAUCAGCCAGACAGGUUGUGAAACAGUACAUGCAGCAGUCCAUAUUGGAGAAAGAGCUGCUCUACUUUGGAUAUGAAGCCUUUGGAAUCACCUUUGUAGAUCCAGACACAUGGACUCCUGAAGACGUCAUGCCAAAGAAACUGAGAGACAAACAGAAGGCCGACAGAGAGACGGCAGCGAGGAUCACAGAGGAGAUAGGAAACCUCAUGAAGGAGAUCGAAACUCUGGUUGAGGAGAAGAAGAAGGAUUCUACAGAUAUGGCCAAGAUCAUAGUGCCGCAGGAAGGUGGUGCUCUGCCGUUUGACAACAUCAAGGUGACGAUGACGUCCAAGCAGCUGAACGGCUCCCAGCGGGUGCUGCUGGAUGGGGUGAUCACUGAUGACGAGUGCAGGGAGCUGCAACGCCUCGCCAAUGCAGCUGCUGCGAAAGGUGACGGCUACAGAGGGCGGCCAUCACCACACACCCCCAAUGAGAUGUUCCAGGGAGUCACUUUCCUGAAGGCGGUCAAGCUCGGACAGGAGGGCACGGUUCCGCUGAAGAGCGCUGGUCUGUUCUUCAACCUCAGUGAGAAAGUGAGGAAGGUGGUGGAGUCCUACUUCAGCCUGGACACUCCACUGUACUUCUCCUACUCCCACCUGGUCUGUCGCUCUGCCAUUGAAGAGAAACAGGAAGAACGCGAUGACCUGAGUCACCCUGUUCAUGUGGACAACUGUCUGCUGGUUUCUGAGCUAAACGAGUGUAUAAAGGAGCCUCCUGCAUAUACACAUAGAGACUACAGUGCUAUCCUUUAUCUAAAUGAUGACUUUGAAGGAGGAAACUUCAUUUUCACUGAGCUGGAUGCCAAAACAGUCACGGCUGAGGUGCAUCCACAGUGUGGUCGUGUGGUUGGAUUUGGAGCAGGGAAGGAAAACCCUCAUGGCGUCAAAGCCGUCACCAAGGGUCAGAGAUGUGCUGUAGCACUUUGGUUCACCCUGGAUCCUGCUCAUGAGGAAAAGGAGAGAAUUCAAGCUCAGGAUAUGCUGAAGAUGUUUUCUACUCCUAUAAAUGUGGAAUUUAGCAAAACGGAAACAACUGACACUGUUGAGUCUAAGUCGACUACAACUGAGCCUCCAGCACAGGCUGACCAGGAGCCAGCAGAUAAAAAACAAGACGAUAAAGCAGCAGAGUCGAAGCCAAGUACGCCAGCAGACCCACCAAAGGAUGCACCAAAACCAGGCAGCAAAACAGUCACUAAAACCAAAGCUGCACCUAAAGCAAAGGCUAAAACUGGAGACCAAGCAAAGGCUAAAACUGGAAACCAAGCAAAGGCUAAGAUGGCAGACAAAGCUAAACCUGCCGCUAAAAAAGAUGGAAAACAGACGGUUAAAACACAAGCCAAGCAGGUUGCUAAAAAGGACACAAAAGCAGCUGCGAAAAAGACAGUAAAAGUCACAGCCAAGAAGGACUCAACAUCAGCGUCUGACUCUGAGAAGGGCAAAGACGAGCUGUGAUCAAACAGUGACUGUCUCCAAAUGGGGUCUAUUUUUCUACUAUUCUCUACAAGGUUUUCUCUGUGGGUGGUUAUAUAAAAACUUAAGGCUGUUUAACAAAAUUGUUUUGUGCCUUUAAAUUAACUGGUUAAGGUGGAUAUCACUCAAACUGUUGCCGACAAUGUGCUCAAGUGCCCGUGAUUACUGUAGCCAUCUUUAUUUGGCACUCGCUGUAAAGACUGCACAUAUUUUUAUUUCACUUUUAAAUCUGAGCUCUUUUUAUUGUGUUUUAUUUGUGAUGUUAUGGAACUAAGCAGAGAUGAGUGAACGUGGGAGAACCUUGAAUCGACUAUGUGAAUCAAUGUAAUAAAAAGUGCUAUUUCUAAA